This is a messenger RNA of Homarus americanus (American lobster), 2222 nucleotides long. Its product is annotated as soluble guanylate cyclase 89Db-like. The record is from RefSeq and is a predicted model, not a curated record. Lineage: Eukaryota; Metazoa; Arthropoda; Malacostraca; Decapoda; Nephropidae. Gene Ontology annotation, molecular function: guanylate cyclase activity; oxygen sensor activity; heme binding. Gene Ontology annotation, biological process: nitric oxide-cGMP-mediated signaling; cGMP biosynthetic process; response to oxygen levels. Gene Ontology annotation, cellular component: guanylate cyclase complex, soluble.
CCUCAACAACCUGGUAGAAAUGAGAGAGAUGGGUCUUUACCUUAAUGACCUCAGCAUGCACGACCUUGGCCGAGAGAUGGUCCUCAAAGGCUGGGAACACUGCUCCAGGUUAGAGAUCAUGUACAACCGGGCAGAGGAGUACUCAACCAGACUGGAGGAUGCCCACAGGAAGCACGAGGAGGCCAAGUCGAGGGGUGACGAUCUCCUGUACUCCAUGUUGCCUCGCCAGGUGGCAGACGUCCUCCGUCAGGGUAAUGACCCAUAUGCCACCUGCCAGACGUUCGAGGAGGUGUCGGUGUUGUUCGCUGAGGUUGUGUUGUCUUCAGAGAGCGAGGCAAUGGGUGCCAUGGAUGUGAUGAGGACAGUCAACGAGAUGUACAACUUGCUGGACAACACCACCGACCAGUACUCUGUCUUCAAGGUGGAGACGGUGGGCGGCGUGUACAUGGUGGUGGGCGGCGCUCCUGAGUACCAACACGACCACUGCGCUCAGGUGGCCGCCCUCGCUCUCCACAUGUUGCAGGAGGUGGCCAAGACCCCUCACACCCACAACCUGAGGAUCGGGAUCCACAUGGGACCAGUAGCAGCAGGUGUGGUGGGCCUCAAGCUGCCUCGCUACUGCCUCUUCGGCGACACCGUCAACACCGCCUCCAGAAUGCAGACCAACAGCAAGGUUGGCCGGGUGCACAUCAGCGAGAAGUGUGCACACCAGCUGGAGAAGUUCAAUUUCACCACAACAUUCAGAGGCAAAUUGCAGAUUAAGGGCAAAGGUGAGAUGAACACCUACUGGCUUGAUGGUCGUAAAGGAAGUAGACAACUAUUGUGGAAGUGAUGUUGGUAGUGCCUCUGUGACCUCCAUUGGAAAGUACCUAUGCUUGGAAAAUAACUAUGUGGGGGAAGUACUUAUGUAGGGAAGUGUCUGUGUAGGGAAGUGCUAAUGUGGGGAAGUGUCUACAUCAGAAAGUACCUAUGUAUGGAAGUUCCUAUGUGAGGAAGUGUCUAUGUUGGGAAGUAUCUUCACAUAUAGAAGUGACUAAAUAAGGCAGUGUCUGCAUAGGAAAGUGGCUACACAGAAAAGUAUACUUACACAAGGAAAUGCAUACAUAAGUGUCUACACAAAAAAGUGUCUAAGUGAGAAUGUAUACAGAUAAACAAGUGUCUAUAUGCAGGAAAGUGUCUUUAAUAUACCAAUAGAGAAAGUGCCUACAGAGAAAAAGUGUAUCAAUGUAUCCUAUCACCAUUUAAAGAGAAAGUACUGUGUUCCUGAAGAGGUACUGUCUCUUUGAAAGUGUCCAUGAAGGAAAGUACCCACCUUGGAAAGUAGCUAAUCCCUGUAAGAAACGGUCUCUGAAGGGAAGUGCUAUUAAGAAAAGUGUUCACAUAGGAAAGUACUUACAUGGUAAAGUAACUUAGAAAGAAAGUAUCCAUAUAAUAAAAUAUCACUGUAUGAAAGUAUCAAUGCAGGAAAGUAUUAGUGUAAGUAAUUGUCCAUAUAGGAAAGUGCCUAUUUAAGAAAGUAUUUAAAAAGUGAAGUACCUCUAACAGACAUCUGAAUAAGAAAGUAUCACCAUUGGAAAGUGGCUACACAGAGAAAUAUAUAUGUGGGAAAGUAUCUACAUAGCAAAGUAUUUAUAAAGGAAAGUACCUAUGAAAGAAAGUGUCUACAUGGGCAACUAUCUACAUAGGAAAGUGUCUACACAGGGAAGUAUCACAGAUAAAGUAUCAACACAGACCCUACCCUACUUUGCCCUAACCCCAGAGAAAGUGUUUACAAGUUAAGGUCCAUCACAGAGGCCAAAGUUCUGCUGGCAGUAUAUAAACAAACCCCUUAUAUGGCGUGCGUGUGCGUGAGUGUGUGCGCGCUUCUAAAAUGAACCUUGAAUAUUUAUGAAUUAUUAUACAUGUUUAAGCAUCAAUUCUGAAGUUCUAUUUUACACACACACACACACACACACACACACACACAGUAGCUCUGACCCCCCCCCCCUUGAUAUGACUAUAAAUGUCCGUCCAGGUAUGACUUAGCACCUAGCAUAAUGUAUAAUAUAAAAGGUCCGUGUCUGAUGGCCAUUUAGUGACGUUAGUUGCCGUGUUGCUGAACUUACUAACUUGCUUCAGUAUAUCUUGUGUGUAUAAAGUUGCUUAAUUGUAUUUAAUAUUAUUAUGAUUAUUAUUAUCAUUAUUAUUAUUAUUAUUAUUAUUAUUAUUAUUAUUAUUAUUAU